AUGGAGGACGCCUGGGCUUUAGAGGUAAGAUGUGUGUGACCUGUGCGCCUGUGUAUUCUUUUUUUUGUUUGUUUGUUUGUUUGUCCCCGCUCCUCGUGUUCGGCCUCUGAGCCGCCGCGAGUCGACGGAGAGGAGCAGGAAAGUGCGCUCUACACCCCCCCUUCCCCGGGGGGCGUCGGGCCCAGCGCCCUCUGCAAGACAGGCCAUCCCGCGGGGGACGGUCGCGUCGUCUCUCAUCCUACGCGUCCGUUCUUCUCGUCAGCUGAGCCGGCGCCGGCACGGCGACGAAGAGGACGGACCCGUGGUUCUGAGACGACGCGUCCCCCGCUCCGGGGUUCGGCCGCUGAGACGACGCGCAGCACGUCGACGGAGAGGAGCAGGAAAGUGCGCUCGAGACGACGCGUCCCCCGCUCCGGGGUUCGGCCGCUGAGACGACGCGCCGCACGUCGACGGAGAGGAGCAGGAAAGUGCGCCUCCGCGGCUACGGUCCAAGACCGUCCCGAGGAGGGGGAAAGCGCCGGAGGCGAGUUUGGAAAAAGGGAAAAACGGGGGACGGAGGAUUCGUCUGCGAGUCGACGUGCUGAGAAACCCCCGACGCUCUCCUGUUCCCGUUCCGGCCGGCUACCGCCGCGGAGACGUUCUCGACGAGGGAGAAAAGGGCGCGCGACUGCGGCCGAACGUGUGGCGCGCGGAUGGAGACUGAUGGAGACGGAUGGAGGACGCCUGGGCUUUAGAGGUAAGAUGUGUGUGACCUGUGCGCCUGUGUAUUCUUUUUUUUGUUUGUUUGUUUGUUUGUCCCCGCUCCUCGUGUUCGGCCUCUGAGCCGCCGCGAGUCGACGGAGAGGAGCAGGAAAGUGCGCUCUACACCCCCCCUUCCCCGGGGGGCGUCGGGCCCAGCGCCCUCUGCAAGACAGGCCAUCCCGCGGGGGACGGUCGCGUCGUCUCUCAUCCUACGCGUCCGUUCUUCUCGUCAGCUGAGCCGGCGCCGGCACGGCGACGAAGAGGACGGACUCGUGGUUCUGAGACGACGCGUCCCCCGCUCCGGGGUUCGGCCGCUGAGACGACGCGCAGCACGUCGACGGAGAGGAGCAGGAAAGUGCGCUCGAGACGACGCGUCCCCCGCUCCGGGGUUCGGCCGCUGAGACGACGCGCAGCACGUCGACGGAGAGGAGCAGGAAAGUGCGCUUGAAACGACGCGUCCCCCGCUCCGGGGUUCGGCCGCUGAGACGACGCGCCGCACGUCGACGGAGAGGAGCAGGAAAGUGCGCUCUACCCCCCCCUUCCCCGGGGGGCGUCGGGCCCAGCGCCCUCUGCAAGACAGGCCAUCCCGCGGGGGACGGUCGCGUCGUCUCUCAUCCUACGCGUCCGUUCUUCUCGUCAGCUGAGCCGGCGCCGGCACGGCGACGAAGAGGACGGACCCGUGGUUCUGAGACGACGCGUCCCCCGCUCCGGGAUUCGGCCUCUGACGCGCCGCACGUCGACGGAGAGGAGCAGGAAAGUGCGCUCUACCCCCCCUUCCCCGGGGGCGUCGGGCCCAGCGCCCUCUGCAAGACAGGCCAUCCCGCGGGGGACGGUCGCGUCGUCUCUCAUCCUACGCGUCCGUUCUUCUCGUCAGCUGAGCCGGCGCCGGCACGGCGACGAAGAGGACGGACCCGUGGUUCUGAGACGACGCGUCCCCCGCUCCGGGGUUCGGCCGCUGAGACAACGCGCCGCACGUCGACGGAGAGGAGCAGGAAAGUGCGCUCUACCCCCCCUUCCCCGGGGGCGUCGGGCCCAGCGCCCUCUGCAAGACAGGCCAUCCCGCGGGGGACGGUCACGUCGUCUCUCAUCCUACGCGUCCGUUCUUCUCGUCAGCUGAGCCGGCGCCGGCAUGGCGACGAAAAGGACGGACCCGUGGUUCUGAGACAAGGCGUCCCCCGCUCCGGGAUUCGGCCUCUGACGCGCCGCACGUCGACGGAGAGGAGCAGGAAAGUGCGCUCUACCCCCCCCUUCCCCGGGGGCGUCGGGCCCAGCGCCCUCUGCAAGACAGGCCAUCCCGCGGGGGACGGUAACGUCGUCUUUCAUCCUACGCGUCCGUUCUUCUCGUCAGCUGAGCCGGCGCCGGCACGGCGACGAAGAGGACGGACCCGUGGUUCUGAGACGACGCGUCCCCCGCUCCGGGAUUCGGCCUCUGACGCGCCGCACGUCGACGGAGAGGAGCAGGAAAGUGCGCUCUACCCCCCCCUUCCCCGGGGGCGUCGGGCCCAGCGCCCUCUGCAAGACAGGCCAUCCCGCGGGGGACGGUCACGUCGUCUCUCAUCCUACGCGUCCGUUCUUCUCGUCAGCUGAGCCGGCGACGGCAUGGCGACGAAAAGGACGGACCCGUGGUUCUGAGACGACGCGUCCCCCGCUCCGGGAUUCGCCCUCUGACGCGCCGCACGUCGACGGAGAGGAGCAGGAAAGUGCGCUCUACCCCCCCCUUCCCCGGGGGCGUCGGGCCCAGCGCCCUCUGCAAGACAGGCCAUCCCGCGGGGGACGGUCACGUCGUUUCUCAUCCUACGCGUCCGUUCUUCUCGUCAGCUGAGCCGGCGCCGGCAUGGCGACGAAAAGGACGGACCCGUGGUUCUGAGACGACGCGUCCCCCGCUCCGGGAUUCGGCCUCUGACGCGCGGCACGUCGACGGAGAGGAGCUUCCUUUGCUUAUCCGUCGAAGACGCUACGUGUGCGCCGACUUGGCGGAAGGUGAUUUUUCGUGUCCGAUCGACAUGUUGAGAAAGCUGGCCCGUGAAACCUACACACACUUGCUCCCCCGACCCACAACGAUACCUUCCGAUCCCCAGAGCUUUUCUCUUACACGGGUAGUGGAUGAUAUGUGGAGCGUUUUAGAAUUGGUGAAAAGCGGAUGGUGUGACGUUUCCCGACCCCAUCGCGUAAUAGAGUAUCUACAAAACAAGGAAGGACCCUCUGUUACGCCAGCGGCGUUAAUUUGCUGCGUAGAUGAUGACAGUCCGGGAUACCUGUUUGAGAUUAUAGACGCCAAGGGGAAGAGGCUGAAAGUAACAUUUAAUAAAUGGGGCUUCACGUUUGGAUCGGGUCUACAUUUCUCCGGACUCACAAGUCUGCUGUCACAUAUCUGUGAGGUCGAUGGAGUACACUUUGUGAUUAACUGUAGAUUCUUGCUCACUGCGAGCGAACCGGAGCGUCCGAUGUAA
Messenger RNA from Xyrichtys novacula (pearly razorfish), 3191 nucleotides. Lineage: Eukaryota; Metazoa; Chordata; Actinopteri; Labriformes; Labridae. The record is from the annotation of a GenBank genome assembly.